This is a messenger RNA of Morone saxatilis (striped sea-bass), 946 nucleotides long. It is a transcript of the gene sec61b, whose product is annotated as SEC61 translocon subunit beta. Lineage: Eukaryota; Metazoa; Chordata; Actinopteri; Moronidae. The record is from RefSeq and is a predicted model, not a curated record. The transcript is spliced from 4 exons. Gene Ontology annotation, biological process: intracellular protein transport. Gene Ontology annotation, cellular component: Sec61 translocon complex. The coding region runs from base 155 to 448 and encodes 97 amino acids.
CAGUCGUGUCCUUUUUAGACGAGCGUCAGCUUUGUGAGACCUCUUCUCAACUUCUGACCAAUUCACACACCGACUGUCUGCUGCUCGUCUGACGUGGACAUCAGCUUGAAGAGAGGCUCAGGGUUUCAACCUGCAUCGGGACAAAUAAAACAAAAUGCCUGGACCAGCAGCAAGUGCAACCAAUGUUGGGGCAUCUAGCCGCUCCCCCAGCAAGACAGUGGCUCCCCGCGCAGCAGGCUCCACAGUCAGACAGAGGAAAGCUACCAGCAGCGGUACACGCAGCGGUGGCAGGACCACGGGAUCGGCAGGCACCGGUGGCAUGUGGCGCUUCUACACAGAAGAUUCGCCAGGCCUCAAAGUCGGCCCGGUGCCAGUGCUGGUGAUGAGUCUGCUCUUCAUCGCUUCGGUCUUCAUGCUGCACAUCUGGGGGAAGUACACCCGCUCUUAAAACCUCUCCUGAUGACCUCUGACCCUGCGCCUCGGCUUCUUAACACAUUGGACCUGGACCAAACAACAAACGAACAACACCCUUAUUCCCUUAGUUCCCUUCUCCUGUAUCACUACAACACACACAGACACACAAACUGGAUUUUUAUGCGCCCAUUUUCCGUACACGAUCUUCAUCUGCACUGAAGUUGGUAUCCACUGUGUUGCUUUUGCUCAUCCCGUGUCUUUUAAGAUCUGACUGGGUGAACGGGAGACAGCCAUGCUAGCCCACCUCAGAUGUGAUGUCUCUGUCUGUGUGUGUGUGUGUGCGUGGCCCUCGCUCCAAGCAGCAGCACUAUGUUCCAGCCACCGCGGCAUGAAGGUUUAGUGCUCAAGGACAUUGUUGUUUUCUGGGCCCCAGCAAACAUUUCUUCUUCUAGCCUGAAUUGCAUUUUUUUUUGUUAAAAACAUUUGUACAAAUGUGAUUGUAAUAUUGUACAAUAAAAAAAGUAAAAAUCUG